Puntigrus tetrazona (Sumatra barb) is the source of this 5909-nucleotide messenger RNA. RefSeq names its product contactin 2 (gene cntn2). The transcript has 23 exons. NCBI's taxonomy places the organism in Eukaryota, Metazoa, Chordata, Actinopteri, Cypriniformes, Cyprinidae. Gene Ontology annotation, molecular function: cell-cell adhesion mediator activity. Gene Ontology annotation, biological process: cell-cell adhesion; brain development. The coding region runs from base 321 to 3437 and encodes 1038 amino acids. The record is from RefSeq and is a predicted model, not a curated record.
AGAGAGAGAGAGAGAGGAGGGAGGAGGGAGAAGGGGGAUGAUUUAGGCUAUUAUGAAAGGAAGAUAGAGACAGAGUGAGGAAGAGAGAUCGUGUCGAGCAGACGACAACAUCCUUAUUGCGACGGGGGCUGCAGUUGCCUAAAGAGAGAGGAAAAACCUCGUAACGUUAGAAAAGGCCAGUGGCUGUUAUUGACGCAGCGCGCGGCACCAGCAGCGUCACCGGAGGAGGCUGAGAGACGCGAGCACGUCUUCAUUCAAAUCUUUUUACAAAGGAGCUGAAAGGCCGCUUUCUUUUUUCUGGGUGUGGUUGCAGUAAGAGGAUGAGGAUUCUGUUGUGUCUGCUGUCUCUCAGCUCUCUGGCUCUGAGCUACGCUUUGGGUGGAGAUGUGUGUGUGUCGGGUCAUGACAGUGGGCCUGUGUUUGAGGAGCAGCCGUCUAGUCUGAUUUACCCGGAGGGGAUGCCAGAAGGCAAGGUGACCCUGAGCUGCCAGGCUCGCGCCAGCCCUGCUGCUAUUUACCGGUGGCGUGUGAACGGCACUGAAAUUGUAUUUGCCGAGGAUUCACACUACAUGCAGGUCGCAGGAAACCUUGUCAUCAAUAACCCUCAGAAUGGGCGAGACGGUGGGUCAUACCAGUGUCUCGCCAUCAACCGCUGUGGCACCAUUGUUAGCCGAGUGGCUAACCUCAAAUUUGGCUACCUCCAUGAUUUCCCCCCUGAGAGCAGAAGCCCUCAGACGGUCCAUGAAGGUGCAGGAACCUUUCUUGCCUGUCAGCCACCAGCUCAUUAUCCAGCUUUGUCCUACCGCUGGUUCAUCAACGAGUUCCCCAACUUCAUCCAGCCAGAGGGUGGCAGAUGGUUUGUUUCUCAGGUGACGGGAAACUUAUACCUUGCUAAUGCAAGAGCCAACGACACGGCCAAUUAUUUCUGCUUCACCACCAUCAACAUGGAUAUCAGCACCAAGAGCAUCUUCAGUAAAGCUGUCCAGCUCACUGUUUACCCUGAUGCAAACCCAAGGAAAACUGCUCCAAAUGUCCGAGUGCGCUUUCCAGCCGAGACAUAUGCAUUAUCGGGACAAACUGCACAGCUGGAAUGCUUUGCCUAUGGCAAUCCCAUUCCUAAAAUCCGCUGGAGGAAGGUGGAUGGGAUUUUACCACCUAAGGUCGGAGCAAGUGCAGAGGGACCCACGCUGAUUAUUCCUGAACUGAAUUUUGAUGAUGAGGGCAUGUAUGAGUGUGAGGUUUACAACUCAGAGGGCCGUGAGACACUUCAGGGACGCGUCUCUGUGCAAGCCCAGCCUGAGUGGCUUCAAGUCAUGAGCGACUCUGAGGUGGAAAUCAGUUCAGAGCUGCAUUGGAGCUGUGCUGCUGCGGGCAAACCAAGACCCACCAUUCGCUGGCUCCGUAAUGGACAGCCCCUCUCCACACAGGACCGGGUGGAAGUGAAUAACGGGCGACUGAAGAUCGGUAACCUCGCUUUGGAGGAUUCUGGGAUGUAUCAGUGUGUGGCCGAAAACAAACACGGCACCGUUUACUCAAAUGCUGAGCUCAGAGUUCAGGUCCAGGCUCCAGACUUCAGGUUAAAUCCAGUGAGGAGACUGGUUCCUGCUGCCCGUGGCGGACAAGUGAAAAUGGAGUGUAAACCUCGGGCAGCUCCUAAACCCACUCUCUUUUGGAGCCGUGGCACAGAACUACUGACCAAUAGUACCAGGAUAACAGUUACUCCAGAUGGGGUUCUGUGGAUCUACAAUAUCAGUCGUGCCGAUGAGGGAAAGUACACCUGCUUCGCAGAAAACUAUCUUGGCAAAGCUAACAGCACAGGACACCUGUCUGUCAGAGAUGCCACAAAAAUCACAUUGGCACCCUCUAAUGCUGACAUCAAUCAGGGUGAAAAUGCCACGCUGCAGUGCCAUGCGUCACAUGACCCUACUAUGGAUCUCACCUUCACCUGGUCCCUCAAUGGAGUUCUGCUUGACCUUGAGGAACCAAGUGGACACUAUCGGCGUAUGGAGGGGAAAGAGACGAUUGGUGACCUGUUGAUAGUAAAUGGACAGCUCAGUCACGCUGGCACAUACACGUGCACGGCCCAGACGGUGGUGGACAGUGCUGUGGCCUCGGCCAAGCUGGUCGUGAGGGGCCCACCAGGACCCCCUGGAGGUUUAGUGGUGACUAGUGUCAAUGACACAUCUGUUGAGCUGAGAUGGAGCCGUGGAUAUGACAACCACAGUCCCAUUGGCAAGUAUGUCAUCUUGGGCCGAUCCUCACAGACUCAUGACUGGAAGAGGAUGAGAACAGACCCUGCCAACAUAGAGGGAAAUGCUGAGUCAGCACGUGUGAUAGAUCUUCGUCCCUGGAUGGAUUAUGAAUUCCAGGUCAUUGCCAGCAACAUUUUGGGUAGUGGAGAACCAAGCAUGCCCUCCCAGUCUGUCCGAACCAAACAAGCAGCACCCACUGUGGCUCCCAGUGGACUUGGUGGAGGUGGAGGAAACCGUAAUGAACUUAUAAUUACAUGGACUCCCAUGGCCAGGGAGUAUCAGAAUGGAGAUGGCUUUGGAUAUAUCCUGGCAUUCAGAAAGCAAGGCAUAACAACGUGGAUGGUGGUGAGAGUCCCACACGUGGAGUCAUCACGAUAUGUCUACAGUAAUGAGAGUCUGUCAGCCUACUGCCCUUUUGAGGUCAGAAUCAAGGCCUACAACAAGAAAGGAGAAGGUCCCUUCAGCCAGAUUGCUGUGGUACAUUCUGCAGAAGAGGAACCUACCAUAUCCCCAAGAAGGAUUAAUGCCACAGCUCUGACAGCUUUUGAGAUUCAGGUGUCCUGGGACCCCAUUCAACAUCUGAACAUUAAUGGAGUUCUUCGGGGUUAUGAGAUUCGUUAUUGGCGACAACAUGAACGUGAGGCAGCUGCUGACCGAGUGAGAACAGCAGGGCUGGAGAACACUGCACGAGUCAUGGGUCUGAGGCCUAACACUCUCUAUCACGUCACUGUGUUGGCCUACAACAGCGCAGGCACCGGCCCACCCUCCCCAAGAACCACCGUCGUCACCAAGAAACCUCCCCCCAACCGUCCUCCAGGUAACGUCUCAUGGAAGGCUGCAGGUUCUUGGGUUACUGUGAGGUGGGAUCAUGUUAAAUCCAUGGACAAUGAGUCUGCCGUUCUGGGUUACAAAGUUCUUUACAAGCAUGAAGGGCAGUCUUCCUUGAAGAUACUGGAGAAAAGCAAGAACUCCAUCACUCUGCCGUUACCCAAGGACAAUGGUUAUGUGGUUCUGGAAAUCCGCUCUUGGGGAGAUGGAGGAGACGGAGCAGCCCAUGAAGCAAUAGUGUCUCAAGAUUCAGGCACAGGAAUGAUGGUCCAAAACAGUUCUGGCACGUCCGGGUCCCUCUGCACAUCUGUUGUGUUGUUCAGUGCAUUCGUUCUCAUUGGCUCGUCUGGACUGUGAUGCUAGCCAGUGAUGAGGCAUUUCUUGUUUAUAUCAAAGAGAAUUGAGCAGGUUUUCCUCAUAAGGGGCAGGGCUGUGGGUUGGGGUUUUUUUGAUGAGGGCUGUUGGAAUGGAUGCGUGGGGUGUAAAGUUUAAGAAGUGUGCGGAGUGGAAGGUUCUUUUGUAUAAAAAGGCUUUUUUACAAGGAUGAUUGGUUAAAGAGAGUUGUAGUUGGAGACUUUUUUGAUUGUUCUAAUUUUAGACGCUUGCCUUAGACGCUCAGAAACUCAAACUUGAGCGGUGAUCAUGUCAGCAUUUGGUUGUAGUUUCUAAAAUUCAACAACAGCUCUGACUUAUUGAUUUCAUCGUAAGUGUAAAUACACAUUGGAUGUGUUGGUGACAUUUCCAUAAUGGAUGAAACAAAACUUUUUUUAAUACUUGGUUGCUACUUCAUGGCAGCAUGUAGACUGCAAAAAGAUCCAAAUGAAUGUUUACCUUUUUUAUUUGAUAUUUAUGUUUUUUGUGUGUCUCUGUAAUUGGAAAAAGAUCAGGAUUGGAUCAGGAUUUUUAUUAACAGGGUUUUGUAUCUGUGUUGAAUGAUUGUAGCAUUCUGCCUCCCUCAGUGUUCUAGUUUUUAAAGAUGAAAGGUCUCACGAAAGCACGACAGAACCCGAUCCUUGUGUGGUUGUUAAAGUGGGCUUGGCUUGCCAAAAUUAUCACUCUGUUAUCUCAUUGUUAUUGCUUUGUCUUUUUCCUCAAGGAUUACAUAAAAUUGACGUCCAUGGGCUGUUAAUUUCUCUCUUGGCACACUGCAAGAACGAGACUAUGAACAUUGAACAAUGCUGAAGAUAACAUUCAUGGACAAACAAGUUAAUUAUUAUCCUAUAAUAUUAUUAUAUUAUUAUCCUUUGUUUCGUUUUCUUACAAGAACUGAUCUUGUAUGGCUAAAUUUUCGGAGACUGUCCUUAAUGGUGCACAGACAUCUUACCUAACUUUAAGUGACAAGGUCCAUUUGUCAAAAAGAAUCAGGAGGCGUGUUCUGGUAGCAUAAAAUUAGAUUAUGAGCAGGGUUGCCCAAUAGCAUUUUGAGGGGUUCCCCCAUUAAAAAUCAUGUCCUGGGGGUAAAAUCCUUUUUUUGGGUUAAGUAAAAUUAGCAUUUCAGUGGCUAAUUAUCACAUUAUUGGGGUUGCCUUAACCCGUGGACAUGAAAAACAACCAGCGGCAACAGUGCUAAACUAGUCUAAUUCCACAGGAAAACUGCAAACUUGGUAACAGUGAUUGUGAUGGUCUUAGUGACGAUUCUGGGGCUCUCUGGUCACUCUGCCUGUUUGGAGGCCCCUAAAAUUGUCCAGUCAAAAAUAAACCAGCUCAACCUAAACCUGCCAUUUAUUGUUUAAGAACCUAUAGAUAUUUAGAAAAAAACUGAUGCUUAUGUUUUCCUAUUUAUUUGAUCUUUUUAUUUAUUAAUGAGGACAAAACUGAAGAUUUAAGAGGUCCUCUGAUGUGCUUUUUAGAUAUGUCUUUCAAUACUGUGGCAUCAGCUACUGAAGUACAAAAUGAAACUGUAAUGAAAUCAUUUGAUGUGCACAAUGCGUCAAAUUUCAGCCUGAAGCUUGUACUUUCAGAUCAAAAAGGUACAAUGAAACAGUUUGAUCGUGUGUAUAUUUGUUUCCUUCUCCCUGCAUUGAUUUUCAUUAGUGCCUGUUUAAUGGGAUGAUUUAUCAAUUAUACAUUUUUAAUGUUUCUAUUUAAUGUAUUUAAUUUUCUAUUAAACAGUUUUCAUCAAGUUCUUACUGUAAAUGUAGCCAUUUCUUCGUGCGAGAGGGUGCUUGAUUUAUUUGAGCUCCUUCGUUUAGUUUUUUACGUCUUCUCUAACACCUUGUUGAUCGUUUAUAUCGAGCAUUUUCAUAUUUUGUCCAUUAACUGUAAAUGACAAAUCGUGAUCACUCAGUGACAUUUAAAUCGGUUUUAGCCAAAAACACAUAACAGCAUCAUCAGUAGCUUUAGUCACACAUCCUGGUAGCAGUCAAGUUAAUGUUACACUUUUCAAAUGUAGAAGCACUCGAGUCAUGUUAGGACAAAACCAAAACUGUAGUGUCCUCUUGUCCUUUUUUUGUACUUCUCUUUCAAGUGAUUUUAAGUGCAUCGUGCACUAUGUACAAUUUCACAGCUUUCUUUUUUCUCGUAUCAUUUAAUUCGCAAAUCAUUCUGCUGUGUUUCACGUUGUGUGGUUUGCCCUCUUGUGUUCAAUCAGGGCUUUGUCAGUCACAACUCAACAUUGAUAGCCGCUAACAACCUGUACUUACGCUUGCAGGAGUCGGAUGGCACACUAGUAGUUUCACUCAGAAGGUCACUCAGGUUGUGAUGUCAAGUUGUCUCUCUGAACUACCAUGUUACCCCAGUUAUUGUAAAGGUUGAGCCUGUCCACUGUGGACUGAAUGUGAAUAAUGCAGCACUUGUAAAUAUUCUUCAAUAAAAAACAUUUUGACUGUA